UCUCCAACCAGAAAGUGUCCAUCAGUAGUAACCGACAGCAGCAGAAAUGAGUUCAAAAGCAUUACCAAAUCUAUUUAUGCUAUCAGUGGCAGUUAUUGCGCUGAUGGCGUUACUGAUCGUCGGACCACAGCCGGCCGCCGCCAACGACAGUCAGAAUAUUAACCGGCUGCUUAACAAUCAGGUGAUUGUCAGCCGACAGAUCAUGUGCGUCCUGGAGAAGAGCCCGUGUGACCAGCUCGGCCGACAGCUGAAAGCUGCCCUCCCGGAGGUGAUACAGCGCAACUGUCGGAACUGCUCACCCCAGCAGGCACAAAACGCCCAAAAGCUGACGAACUUCCUGCAGACCCGCUAUCCGGAGGUGUGGGCAAUGCUGAUACGCAAGUACGGUGCCGUUUAA
Molecule: messenger RNA, 397 nt
Organism: Anopheles maculipalpis
Lineage: Eukaryota; Metazoa; Arthropoda; Insecta; Diptera; Culicidae
Product: putative odorant-binding protein A10
Exons: 2
Coding region: 47-397 (116 amino acids)
Source: RefSeq, a predicted model, not a curated record